Messenger RNA from Pseudoliparis swirei, 1952 nucleotides. It is a transcript of the gene dub, whose product is annotated as duboraya. The transcript is spliced from 8 exons. Lineage: Eukaryota; Metazoa; Chordata; Actinopteri; Perciformes; Liparidae. The coding region runs from base 349 to 1758 and encodes 469 amino acids. The record is from RefSeq and is a predicted model, not a curated record.
GAGGAGACGGACCGACACCAUGACCACGUCGUCUCUACGUCACACACGGUCACUUCCUGUUGGCCGGCUGCACAAAACAAACAAGAUGGCGACGGCCAAAACAUCGAAGUGGAGACUUCAAAACGUCAACAAGCCGACAGCGACGCCCACUUCUGAUAUUCAGAACAUCGAUGUGCAACAUAAAUGUUCCUGAAACAACUUUAAUCGUCUCCGGUGUCAAGAAGAAGAAGAAGAAGAAGAAGAAGAAGAAGAAGAAGAAGAAGAAGAAGAAGAAGAAGAACAAGAAGAAGAAGAACAAGAACAAGAAGAAGGAAAUGAUCAUGAGGCAGCUAAGAGACGACGAGCAGGAUGGAGGAGGAGGCUGCAUGCCGGAGCUCGGUGGCUGAACUUGCCGGCAGAUUCAAAGACUCGACUUGUCCACACGAUGCUGCGAAUGAAACGAAGCCGGUCAGACGACGACCUCCUCGAUCACUACAGCUCCCCAAAAACCACGGAGGUGACCAGGAGCAGCCUCCAGGUGUCACCUCUCCUCUACCUACCAAAGCCAAGAGGAACUCUGCUCUCAUCGAGAAGCUCCAGGCCAACCUCUCUCUCUCUCCCACGACCCUCCUGCCCUCUCCAAAGAGCCCCGGCUUCAGGCUGCUGCCUCCCGCCUUCACCCCGCCCUCCCCAGGCUCCGCCCCGUUUUCCGGUAUUUCUUCGGCCACGCCUCCCGCCAGCCCGCUCACUGCCACCUCGCCAUGGACGGAGGAGGAAGGCCCCGCCUCGUUUGAAGCCCCUCCCACAGUGGAGGAGGGAUCCAUCCUGUCGAAUACCAACAUCAAGGAACGAGCUCGCCACUCCAUCCGGCGACGCCCACCGUCCCGCCGCCACAGGAAGUCCAGCCACGGAGACGAGGCCGGCGUCGCCAUCGAGGGAGGGGAACCGCCUCCGAGCCCGCCGCCCGAACCAGAGGACACAACAACAACAACAACAACAACAGGAGUGGGAGAUGAAACGGACGCCUCUACGUGUCUUCAGAAAAACAAAGAAGAAGAAGACGAGUCAAAGAUAAGCGUCGAGACCAGAGGAGACGAGGAGAUGAAGGAAGGAUCAAAGGGAGGAGAAAAGGCAGAAGGAUCUUCAUCGGAGGCGGCGGGUCAGGGGUCGGCAGGUCAGGGGUCGGCGGGUCAGGGGUCGGCAGGUCAGGGGUCGGCCGGUCAGGCGUCGGCGGGUCAGGGGUCAGCCGGUCAGGGGUCGGCGGGUCAGGGGUCAGCCGGUCAGGGGUCGGCAGGUCAGGUCUCGGCCGGUCAGGGGUCGGCGGGUCAGGGGUCGGCGGGUCAGGGGUCAGCCGGUCAGGGGUCGGCAGGUCAGGUCUCGGCCGGUCAGGGGUCGGCGGGUCAGGGGUCAGCCGGUCAGGGGUCGGCAGGUCAGGUCUCGGCCGGUCAGGGGUCGGCAGGUCAGGUCUCGGCCGGUCAGGGGUCGGCGGGUCAGGGGUCAGCCGGUCAGGGGUCGGCGGGUCAGGUCUCGGCCGGUCAGGGGUCGGCAGGUCAGGGGUCAGCCGGUCAGGGGUCGGCAGGUCAGGUCUCGGCCGGUCAGGGGUCGGCAGGUCAGGGGUCGGCCGGUCAGGUCUCGGCCGGUCAGGGGUCGGCAGGUCAGGUCUCGGCCGGUAAGGGGUCGGCAGGUCAGGUCUCGGCCGGUCAGGGGUCGGCAGACGCUGCAUUUGUUACUUUUUUAUAUCAAGUCAGAUUAUGUUUGAGGUCUUUAUGUUUUCUUUGAUGUUCGGUGCUUCCAGAGCUGUGAUUGAUGAUGAUGAUGAUGGUGAUGAUAAUGACGAUGAUGACGAUGAUGGUGAUAAUGACGAUGAUGACGAUGAUGAUGAUGUGCUUUUGGUGUCUGUUUAUUUCUAGUAAAAAGUCAAAAUAAGACAUCUGGCUGGUCUUGAAUUCUUAAAGAUAAAAGCUGAAGCUUCA